This is a messenger RNA of Phoenix dactylifera (date palm), 1607 nucleotides long. NCBI's taxonomy places the organism in Eukaryota, Viridiplantae, Streptophyta, Magnoliopsida, Arecales, Arecaceae. The record is from RefSeq and is a predicted model, not a curated record.
UAGACAUCUACUUUCUGCAAGCAAACGCGCGAGCGCGUGGGAGGGUUUUCUCGGCUCUUGAAGAGCCGUAUUUUUUUGUUCUUUUUAUUUUUUUGGCGGAGCUGCGAAAAAUUUCGUUCCCCCUUCUUCCCUUCGCAGCCUUGGGAAACCUAUCUCUUAGAGAAGCUGCGAGAACGUUUCCAGUACUUCUCUUCGAAACCCUACGUCGUUGAGCGAGAAGUUCUCUUUCUUCUGCGGAUCCGCUUCGAUUGCUCUGAUAUAUAACAAGCUUGCUUCUUCGAAGAAUUUAUUUGGAAGCCCUAGAUGGCAGCUAAGCCACUAACAACAGAAGCAAUUGCCCUUACUGAAAAGAAAAUGGACAUGGCUUUAGAUGAUAUCAUAAAAAUGUCAAAGACAAAUAAGUCUAAAGGGAAAAGACCUCCAAGGCAGUCGAUCAAAAGCCGGGGUUUCCAGAAUGGCAAUGCUUCUCAGGGUAGCACUAAGGCUCGGCGAUUCAUGGAUUCUAGAUCAUCAAUUAGACAGGGUGUACUUGCACAGAGAAGGUCAAAUUUCCAUGGGAAUCAGUUUCCUGUAACAACAGAGAUUGCUAGGAAGGCUGCUAUUAUGCCAAUUCGUAAAAGGGGAGUUAACUGGAACAGGCAAAGAGUUGCAGUCGCAACAGUACAAAGGAAGUCAGCUGAUGGUAGCUUUGCUGGAAAGAAUAAGGUGGUUUCCAAGCAGAGGCCCCAGACCUUGGAUGCACUCUUUGCAAAUAUGAAAGAGCAGAGGAUGAUGGCGAUGUCCCAGCAGACAAUGAAUGGUAAUGGCAGUCAGACUGCUCCAAGGCAUCGUGCCCAGCGGCGGGGCAGGGGUGGAGCUCCACCUGGUGAUACUGGCCGCCGGUUUGGAAACUAUGUCAAAUGAAAGCAAUGGUAUUGCCUCGUAUAGGUUCAUGUCUCUCCUGUUUCCAUCGUAUCCUUCUUAGUGAUGCAUCUAUUAUGUUAUCCUUUGAAAAGGUUCUGUUGGUUGCAUGGAAGAAGAGUGGAAGGGCCACUGUCAUUCCCCCUGUAUUUGCAUCUUCUGCAACUUUUAGCUGCUUGAGUAUGCUGUGUAGUCCUUUGUUACGCUUUAGAAAUUGUCAAUGAGAUUGCCUUGUAUGAAUCUUGAUGGAGAUUUGUAAUUAAUGGAUCAGAAUGAUUGGUUCUUGUUGGUCCCCUUCAGCUGCUGGUGCUAUUUCCAGGAGCCGGGUGGUAGUGGUAGUAAUACUUGGGGAGAAGCUGCAUCAGCUGGAACUAUAAUUGUUUGGAUCUUAUUCUGGAAUUGCAUUGUAUUGGGGUUUCUUGGAGGAGCUCUAAUGAUGGUUGAGAAGUAAAUUUCAAUGGUGUGUGAAGCUAUUUUAGGGUCUCUAGACUGUUUUUAAAGCACAAGUGGCAUAUUCCUAGUUGGUACUCGGCCGGCAUAUCGGAGCAGCAGAUGAAGCUAAAUAAUUGAGAUCAUAAUGUUGGAAGCUCCACUCUUGAAGUGUAAGGAUUGUUGCCAGCUGAUAGUGGUUUCAGAGUGGUACAAUUCUUCAAUUAAGUUGAUUUCUGUUGGUAAAUAAUCUGUAAUUACUUGAACGAUGUUUCUUC